This is a messenger RNA of Paramecium primaurelia, 1621 nucleotides long. Lineage: Eukaryota; Ciliophora; Oligohymenophorea; Peniculida; Parameciidae. The record is from the annotation of a GenBank genome assembly.
AUGUAAAAUAAUAAUUGUUUGUUUUGUGAAAAAUAAAGAUUAGAUGGAGCCAUUAAUUAUCCAGCUCUAUUAUAAACAGUAUCAAUUCAAUCUAUCAAGAGGCAUUAUUUUUAAAGUACAAUACUUAAGAUGAAAUGACAAUAGAUGAUCUUAUUAAACAUUCUCAUAAAAAAUGGGUGAUAGAUUAUUAUGAGAAAUCAUAGGAGAUAUUAGAUUAAGAAUUUCUUAAGAAAUAUUAUGGAUAUCAUUAGAUCACAUUUAAAUUAAUUGAUUUAACUGAAUACUACAAAUACAGAUUAGAUACACCUAAUAUGUUUAUGCUCCCAAUAUUUAAGUUAAUGAAAAAUUACAAUAAAUUACGAAAGUAUCAUCUUCAAUAUUUAGAGAGUAUCAUAACACAUAAAUCAAAUAUAAAUUAAAAAUAUUGGUACCUUAAAAUAAUAAUAAUAAAGUAGAUAUAAAAUAUACACAAAUAUUACAAUUAACAAUGUCUAAAUAAGAAGAAGAAUAGUAAUCAUUGAUUUCUCUCUUAAAUAAAUUCUAACCAUAAUAAAUUACAAUUCCUAAAUAAAUAAAAUCAUAUACUCAAUAAUCAAAUUAAUCUACUACUAAAUUAUCAAAUAAACCAUUAAUCAAAUAAAAUGAAUAAGCAAGCAAAAAACUUAAAUCUCUUUUAAAUGGAGAAAUACUAUAACAAUAAUAAUUAUUGCCUCAAUAAUAAUAAUAAUCAAUUAAAAGAGGAUAAUCAAAAUCUCAUUCAAAUAUUAAAUUUCAUACUCUUAAUAGUGUUAAUAUUAAUAAUUCAAAAAAAAUGAGUAUACCAUCCAAUAAAUCAAAUCUAUAACCAAUUAAAAUAUAAGGAUAAAGCAAAUUUGGAUCUUAGGUUGACAUAAUUAACAAUAUUUAUUAAUAGAAAAGUAAUUCUAUUGUUAAAACAAGAUAACAAAGAAAAUUAAAUUAAUUAUUUUAUAAAUGAUUAUAUUAUUUGCAUUAUUCUUACUCUAAGUUUAAGCCAUUUAUAUUUUACAUACCAAAGGAAUUUCAAUUAAUCAAUUAGAUUAUUUUGUAAUUGAAUUAAAUCAAACUGGUUAUAAAGUGAAGUCACAAAUUGCACAUAAUGGAUCAUUUACAAUAUCCAAACUCUAUAAUGAUUCUGCUUUAUUUGAUAUAUUCGUUCUAGAUCAAACUGGAUAUAAUUGCUAUUUAUAAGCCUAUUAUAAUAGUUCUUGGGAAACAGAAUGUUUUUUCCUAUUUAAUUCGAGUUAAGCAAGUCUCAAUAAUUUUGAAUAUCAAAAAGACUAUCCUGUAGCAGAUGCACAAAUAUAUUUAGUUAUUGAUAACACUCCUUUCCCUCAAAAUGGAGCUUAUUUUGCUGAUAGAUUGUAUUUACAAUUAGAUUAUAUUUAAUUAAUCUAACCAAUACCAACCUAUUAUUAAGUCACAAUAAAAAGUAUAUUAUUUCAUAAAUAUAGUCACAAUUGUAUUUGUAGGAGUCUUAAUUUGUUUUAGUAUUUGGUGUUUGAUAUUAAGUUUAAAGUAUAGAAAAGAAACAAAACAUAAGGAAUCCAUAGAAAGGAAUAAAUUAAAUAAUACCUUAUCACCUUUAAAGUAAUAUAAAUGA